This is a messenger RNA of Syngnathus typhle (broad-nosed pipefish), 2716 nucleotides long. RefSeq names its product tetraspanin-5-like. Gene Ontology annotation, cellular component: membrane. Gene Ontology annotation, biological process: protein maturation; regulation of vascular endothelial growth factor signaling pathway; protein localization to plasma membrane. NCBI's taxonomy places the organism in Eukaryota, Metazoa, Chordata, Actinopteri, Syngnathiformes, Syngnathidae. Bases 367 to 1179 code for a protein of 270 amino acids. The transcript has 9 exons. The record is from RefSeq and is a predicted model, not a curated record.
GCACCUGCCUCGUUGGUUCCGCCUUCCGUGGGGCGCACUAUCCCAAAGCGAAAGGACGCAUCUUGGAAUUUAGGAAUCAAAACGGACGGAAGCUUUUGGAUUGCGGCGUGCAAACGUGCCAAGUGAGCGCCUCAUCGUGUGAAGAAACUGGCCUGGCAAAGACUUUUGAGACUAUUACGACUGGCCUGAAAUGGUGAUGAGAUGCAUCCGCGGAGUGCUUCUUGAACCCGCUCCCAAAAGCCCGUGAAGCAGGCCCGCCCGUGUUUUUGUUUUCCUUUGAGCGGCGCUCCAUUUCCUUUCCUUUCCUUCGUUUUCUUUUCUUUUUUUUUUACCCCGGGUCGCUCUUGCAGCCGAUGAUGAGCAAACAUGAACGGGAAUCACUACAAAGGCCACGAAGUCAGCUGCUGCAUCAAAUACUUUAUUUUUGGAUUCAAUAUCCUCUUUUGGCUGCUGGGCAUGGCUUUGGUUGGAAUUGGCUUGUGGGCAUGGAGUGAGAAGGGGGUUCUGUCCAACAUUUCAUCCAUCACUGACCUGGGUGGUCUGGACCCGGUGUGGGCCUUCAUGGUGGUCGGGGCCGUCAUGUUCAUUCUGGGCUUUGCUGGAUGCAUUGGAGCGCUGCGGGAGAACACUUUCCUGCUCAAAUUUUUCUCCGUGUUCCUGGGAAUCAUCUUUUUUCUGGAGCUGACCACCGGAAUCCUGGCUUUCGUCUUUAAGGACUGGAUCAAGGACCAGUUGAACUUGUUUAUCAACAACAACAUCCGGGCUUACCGGGAUGACAUUGACCUGCAGAACCUUAUCGAUUUCACUCAGGAGUAUUGGGAGUGCUGCGGUGCUUUUGGAGCGGACGACUGGAACCUCAACAUCUACUUUAAUUGCACGGAUGGAAACCCCAGUCGGGAAAAAUGCGGCGUUCCCUUCUCCUGCUGCACCAAGGACCCCGCGGAGGAUGUAAUAAACACUCAGUGUGGAUACGACGUUCGAGGCAAACCAGACUCGGAGCAGAAGGAUUACAUCAACGUGAAAGGCUGCGUGCCACAGUUUGAGAAGUGGCUACAGGAUAACCUCACCUUGGUGGCGGGGAUAUUUAUCGGCGUUGCGUUGCUUCAGAUUUUUGGAAUUUGUCUGGCGCAGAACUUAGUGAGUGACAUUGAAGCCGUGCGGGCGAGCUGUGGAUUUUGACAAGUCAGCUGCAGGACUUGAGGCCUCCGUGAGGACGUCAAUGAAGGGGACAUUCACGUGCACUACUCACUGAGCUAGCACCUUUUUAAGGUACUACGACUACGACAACGGUGUGAAAAGGAUCAUGUAUGUACAGUAUAUAUACACGUGUAAAAAGAAAACAUUGCCGUCUUUGGUUACUGUUGUAGUUGAGACACUGUUGCCGUUAAAUUAGCUAGUUGUCUAUUUACCAUUACAAUCAAUAAAAAGAGCAAUACGAUUAUUUUCAUGUGGGCAACCAGAAGCUAGCCUCGUUAGCUUACCAAGCUAAGCUUGCUAGUAGUUCAGACCCACGUUAGUAUUGAAUGUUAGCAUUCUGAGCUAACAUGGCUAACACAUUGCUUAACUUAGAGCAGUCAAACAUGCCUCUUAAUUCUUGAGGGAUUCAAAUGAAUGGUUUUGAUAAAUAAACAGCGUUUUGAUAAAUGCUUUUAACAUUAGAUGAGUAUUUUCCAUAAUGCGUAAAGUUCAUAACAAAGCCCUGCUAUGGUUGAAUAUUUGAAACGGUGUUUAAAAACAUAACAUAUUGUACUUUUUUUUUUUUUUUUCAAAGGCUAUUUUUAAACAACAAAAAAUAGUUCUUGUAUCAACUUCUAUACAAGUGGGUCAUGACCUUGCAACAACAGUAGCGAACCACUGCUUUAGCAUUACUGGUAUUUUAGCUCCAAAAAAAAAAAAAAAAUCUAUUUGCUUUACAAUAUUUGAUGUGACUUUUUACGUAACCAAUGAAGUGUUUGAGGGCGCAAACUUUACCCAUGCAAAACGUUACAUUACUGAUGAUGUUUCACGUAUCAAUUUACCGUAAUUUUCGGACUAUAAGUCGCACCGGAGGUUCAGUCGCACCAGCCAUAAAAUGCCCAAAAAAGUGAAAAAAAAAAUAAAAAUGUAUAUAAGUCGCUCCUGAGUAUAAGUCCCCCCCCCCCCCCCCCCCACCCAAACUAUGAAAAAAACCCGCGAUUUAUAGUCCGAAAAUGACGGUACAGAACUCAAGUCGUUUGAGGGUACAAUUUAUUUUUCUAGAUUUGGACAUUUUUGACUUUCGGAGGUCUUUGACGAUGUGAAGUAUUUAGGAUACAACUAGGUGUUUUUUUGAAGGCUUUUAAUGCACUGUUUUAAAAACGAGUCAAUAAGGACUGCUACACGUUAAGUUUUGAUUAUUCGACAGGAAAUGUCAUGUUUGAUCAUGUUUUUAACUAGGUAUUAUAUUUGCUGCUUAUUUGUGACGUACUCUAUCUAACUGCACUUGAAUCAAACCUGACAUAAGCAUCAUGUACGGAGUUGUUGGGUUUUUUCUAAACUUGACUCACCCACUGAAAAAAAGGCAUUGUAUUUGAUAUGUUUCACGAGUGUGUCAUUACUUCUCACUGGCCAUUGUACUACCAAAUUGGGUAGUUUUAGAUCACAGUAGUUCCCACUAAAGUAUUAUUUAUGAUAUGUUCUCAUACAUUACCUUGAAAAUGAGGCUGCAUUGAAAAUAAACGACUGAAAUGUGGAUCAA